AUGAAUAUAUUAUCUGGAGACGACUGGUAUACAAUACAAGCAUAUAGAGCAUUGAAUCAAGCACUUGGAAGGUGUCUUAGACAUCGUACUGAUUGGGGAGCUCUUUUAAUGGUUGAUGAACGUUUGUUACCAAAUAAACCAAAUGCCAACUUUGCUAAGUUAUCAAAAUGGAUAAGAAAAGGACUUCGAUCUAUGUGCAACUAUGAAAAUUUUAUCGAUGAAUUAACGAAAUUUGUAUCAUCAAUGCAAGAAUUAGAUUUAAAAAUUAAUGAAGAAAUGGCAAAAAGCAAAAAUUCAGCAAAAAUUUUUUAA
This is a messenger RNA of Dracunculus medinensis (Guinea worm), 312 nucleotides long. The record is from the annotation of a GenBank genome assembly. Lineage: Eukaryota; Metazoa; Nematoda; Chromadorea; Rhabditida; Dracunculidae.